AUGCCCCCUUCAGAGGAGUCAAUUCUGACAAAUUUCUUGCUCUCCCCGUCACCACUACCUACUAUUAUCUCUCUGGAAAAAUUUACAGAUUUGUUUCCAAGGCGUCUCCGAUCCCAUCCGCAGAUCAGGGUCUUAUAUCGUGAGCUGCAACAUAUUCGCGCUCAGGAUCUGGAUCUUGUACGGGAGAAUAUCGACAGGGAGUUAAAGAAGGGCGAGAGGCAAAGAGAAGAGCUCAGAAUCGCAAAACAAGCAACCGGAGUAAGCGGACUGGACAAAAAUGACAAACUAGAAAUGGACAUAGCCAUCCAGCUUUUUGGCCAAAAGGAGCCAACCAUUUCCGCCGACGAUAUGCACACCUUGUCGUCCCUCCUGCCGGAGAUGGAGAAUGCUCGCGCUUUGAUGGAAAGGGAAAUUAAAGCCGCUGAUGCGGAAUCUCAGCGCAUCUUUGUGGAGCUCACUUCUACUGUCGGGGAAUUAAGUGAACUGCGUUACGGAAAAUUCAACAAGCCCGCUGGCGUCGCCACCAACGCUGUGGAGGAAGCGAUCAGGGGCCUGAAGGAACUUGAAUCUGCAUGCAGUCCAUCCAGACCAAACUGA
Paracoccidioides brasiliensis Pb18 is the source of this 597-nucleotide messenger RNA. RefSeq lists its product as uncharacterized. Gene Ontology annotation, biological process: chromosome segregation. Gene Ontology annotation, cellular component: kinetochore; Mis6-Sim4 complex. The record is from RefSeq and is a predicted model, not a curated record. Bases 1 to 597 code for a protein of 198 amino acids. The transcript has a single exon.